This is a messenger RNA of Arachis stenosperma, 687 nucleotides long. RefSeq names its product L10-interacting MYB domain-containing protein-like. Bases 1 to 687 code for a protein of 228 amino acids. The record is from RefSeq and is a predicted model, not a curated record. The transcript has 2 exons. NCBI's taxonomy places the organism in Eukaryota, Viridiplantae, Streptophyta, Magnoliopsida, Fabales, Fabaceae.
AUGGCAAAGAGAGCAUUAUGCCAAGGUGAGGCCACUAGUUGGGAUACCCUAAGAUGGACCGACGAAAUGGAUACAACCUUCAUUGAUGCUUUGAUUGAAGAAUGUCGCAAAGGAAAUAGAGUGGAUGGCACAUUUACUACAAUGGCAUAUGACAAUAUACUUUCACUUUUGAGAUCUAUCUAUGGUAACUACCUCCGCAAAGAGAAUCUUAAGAAUAGACUCAAGACUUUAAAGGAUCAUUUUGGAAUUUGUUAUGAUCAUUUUCAUGGGCUUAGUGGAUUUACUUGGAAUCCAAUCACAAAGAUGUUUGAGGCUGAAGCUGAAGUUUGGGAGAAAUUGAUUAAGGCAAAACCAAAGGUGAAAAAGUGGAUGCGUACUCGAAUCAAACACUAUGAUAAACUGUUUGAGAUAUAUAGUACAGAUAGGGCAAUAGGAAAACAUGCUGAAAGUGCCAAAGAAAAAGUGAAAAAGUGGGGGAAGCAUAAAGAAACAAUUAACUUGAAUGAUGAUGCUAGUUUCUUAAAGAUGGAAGAUGAGUGGAAUGAUGAGCCAAUUACUCCUCAUGCUACUAGUUUUACAAUGGGUCAUAGUUCUAAAAUUGGUUUAUCUAACCAAUUAACUGGCUCUCAAGGUACAUCAUCAAGAGGUAUUAAACGCAAAACAACCAUGAGUGAUAAAUUAGAAUAA